CAACGAAACCCCCAAUUUCCAGGGCCACCCCCUUCCUUUAAUCCUGUUGCUUUUUGCACGGCGUGGGGUGUGUGUGUGUGUGUGUCUGUGUGUCCCUGCGCGCGUUUCUUUACUUUCAAACAUAUUGCCAUUUUCAAAGCCCGGAACUGGAAAGAGAGCUGCCGCGUGCGGGGCAAGGGAGAGGCGGGGACGCCGCUACACCCAGGUGGCGGUGUAGCGCGUUGGGGGCUCCCGCCGGUACAGAAGUGAGCGACUGUGGCUUUAAGGAAAAGGCCCAGGUCUGGCGGGGAGCGGGAGUUAGGGACAGGGGAGGGGUGGGAAGAGUAGGGGUGCGGGGAGGAGUCCUGAUGUAAGAAUGUUAAUGAGAGGCUCCCCGAGCCCAGCCGCCACCUCCCCCCCACCCUCCCCACCGGCUGGAAAUACAAGCCGGGCCUCGGCGCGCCUUGUGUGGUAACACGCUCCGCCGCUGCCACGCUAUUUAAACGCGGGUUAUGGAUCCAGGAACCGGCGCGAAUCAAUGAGAUCAAACGCGAGGGAGAUGCACCGUCAAUUACAAGCACUUGGACAAGUCUAACUUUUUCUUCUUUUACAAAUACGCUUUCAAAAGCAACCUUAGCAAUGCCCAAAUAAGAAGCCACCUCUAAGCAAAAUAGUAUAUAUAAAGGGAGGGCGAAUAUAUAUAUAUUUAUAGAAAGUAUAUAUAUAAAUAUAUUACAGGCGUACAGGUUUACACCCGGUUAACUUUUUCUUUUUCUUUUCUUUUUUUAAACGAGUGGCAUUGCAAAGGAGGACUCCUCCUCUCUAUCUUUUGGCGAGUUAGUGAAGGGGGUAUUCUGUUUGCUUAGAGCGCCCAAGGGGGCGCAGGGACCUCGGAGAGAAGAGUGGGGAGGAAAGAGGAAGGGUCGGUGCGGGGCAGAGGGCGAGUCCGCAGCGAGGGCAGGCGCUUUCCUGCGGCACGAUGCCUUCCCCGUUGGUGCUCACUUUCUCCGCGUGCGUCCUGCUCGGUUGGGCGUUGCUGGCCGGCUGCACGGGUGGCGGUGUCGGCGGGGGCGCGGGCCCGGGCGGCGGGCGCCGGGAGAGAGAGGCGCUGCCGCCGCAGAAGAUCGAGGUGCUGGUGCUGUUGCCCCAGGACGACUCGUACCUGUUCUCCCUGGCUCGGGUGCGGCCGGCCAUCGAAUACGCGCUGCGCAGCGUGGAAGGCAACGGGACCGGGCGGCGGCUUCUGCCCCCCGGCACUCGCUUCCAGGUGGCCUACGAAGACUCGGACUGCGGCAACCGCGCACUCUUCAGUCUGGUGGACCGCGUGGCGGCGGCGCGGGGCGCCAAGCCCGACCUCAUCCUGGGGCCUGUGUGCGAGUACGCGGCGGCGCCGGUGGCCCGGCUAGCGUCGCACUGGGAUCUACCCAUGCUGUCGGCCGGGGCACUGGCAGCCGGCUUCCGGCAUAAGGACACGGAGUACUCGCACCUCACGCGCGUGGCGCCCGCGUACGCCAAGAUGGGCGAGAUGAUGCUCGCCCUGUUCCGCCACCACCAGUGGAGCCGCGCCGUGCUGGUCUACAGCGACGACAAGCUGGAGCGGAACUGCUACUUCACCCUCGAGGGGGUCCAUGAGGUCUUCCAGGAGGAAGGCUUGCACACGUCCGCCUACAGUUUUGAUGAGACCAAAGACUUGGAUGUGGACGACAUCGUGCGCUACAUCCAGGCCAGUGAGCGAGUGGUGAUCAUGUGUGCGAGCAGCGACACCAUCCGCGGCAUCAUGCUGGCGGCGCACAGGCACGGGAUGACCAGCGGAGACUAUGCCUUCUUCAACAUCGAGCUCUUCAACAGCUCUUCCUACGGAGAUGGCUCGUGGAGGAGAGGAGACAAACACGACUUUGAAGCUAAGCAAGCGUACUCAUCCCUCCAAACAAUCACUCUACUGAGGACAGUGAAACCUGAGUUUGAGAAGUUUUCCAUGGAGGUGAAAAGUUCUGUUGAGAAGCAAGGGCUCAGUGAGGAGGAUUACGUUAACAUGUUUGUUGAAGGAUUCCACGAUGCCAUCCUCCUCUACGUCCUGGCCUUACAUGAAGUACUCAGAGCUGGUUACAGUAAGAAGGAUGGAGGGAAAAUUAUCCAGCAGACUUGGAACAGAACAUUUGAAGGUAUUGCCGGGCAGGUGUCCAUAGAUGCCAACGGAGACCGGUCCGGGGAUUUCUCUGUGAUUGCCAUGACCGACACGGAAGCGGGCACCCAGGAGGUUAUUGGUGAUUACUUUGGAAAAGAAGGUCGUUUUGAAAUGCGGCCGAACGUCAAAUAUCCCUGGGGACCUUUAAAGCUGAGAAUAGAUGAAACCAGAAUGGUGGAACACACAAACAGCUCUCCUUGCAAAGCAUCAGGUGGCCUAGAAGAGUCAGCGGUGACAGGAAUUGUUGUGGGAGCCUUACUAGGAGCUGGUUUGCUAAUGGCCUUCUACUUUUUCAGGAAGAAAUACAGAAUAACCAUUGAGAGGAGAAACCAGCAAGAAGAAAGCAACGUUGGAAAACAUCGGGAGUUAAGGGAAGAUUCCAUCAGAUCCCAUUUUUCGGUGGCUUAAAAGGAAGGCUAUUCUUUUGGCUCGAGAUUCUUUAAGGAGAUAAAUGGGAUGAAAGACAUCAAUGGAACAGAAGGGGCGCUCUUGAAAAACUCAUUCUUUUAAGCAGUUAGUCAUUUUGUUGUAAAAUUUCUUUAGAAGCUCAGGAACUGUUAUUAAUCACCAUAUGCCUCCCGGCCUUUCAUCUCAUGACAAACAAAUAUAAGAAUAUAACGUCACUUUGUUAAAUGUCCAUACUGUUUCAAGGGCACAUGAUCAGAUUUAUGUUCUGAAGGUCUGAUGUCUCCAUAUCUUGAUGGCUUUUGUGGGGAUUUUAUGCAAGGCUAUAAAAUGUGUUUUUCUUAAAUGAAAUGUUUUAUAGCUAGAACAAAAUAAUUUUUACAAGUAGAAUAUUCUUGAAAAGAAUUUAAUCCCAAGAAGAAGAAAACAUAAUGAAAAAUCUCAAGGUAGGAAAUACAUCAUUCCUUUCUCUAGUGCUGGUGGACAGAUCUGAAGUUGAAAACUGCUCUGUCUGAUGUAUACAUUCAGGUCCUGACUUAAUAUCUCGAAAAAGAAUUCCCCCCUGCCCUCCCCCCCCGCCCCCGUCUCCUUCAGCGUCUCAUAAAAGCUACUCUGGAAAGUUGUAACUAUUAAUAAGUUAAGAGGAUUUAUACAAGAAAAGCAAAUCUAAGAUGUUUCAUUUUUUAAUAUAAAAAAGCCCUAUUUCACACUAACACUUUAUUUUUAAUAUUUUAAUCUUAUAUUUUACUAUUAGAAAAUGUGUCUAUUUUUUCAUUUUGAAGAUUAAAUUUCACUUAUAUUUUAAAAGCAUGGGUAAAGUGUACAACAAACCAAUAAUGAUGAAAGAUGCCUCUCUUUUUCUCCCUGUUUUUCUCUUCCCCGUGGCUGUAGCCCAAUACGAAUUGCUGCUUUAAUUACAGAGAUCUGGAAAGGUAUUCAGAUUAUAAACUCUACAGGAAUACAUCAAUUUACCUGUUUUAAAUGCAACUUGUUUUAGGGAUAGACUCCUUCCAGUUCUGGCCAGUGAUGAGUAUCAAGACGAAGGAUGAAAUUUAAUAGAAUUUAAUUAAGUCAGGUUUUAUAAAAGGAAGGCGGUCCUUUUUUCUCAAGAAGAACUUUACAGAGUUAGAACUUGACAGUAAGCACAGAAACGAUACAUUUAAUAAAUGACAUUUUACCAAAAUUCACAAUGAUGAUUUUGGUUAAAAGAGGGAAUCUAAAGAGCUACUAUAUUCCCUUUUAGUAAACCCCAGAGAGCCUUGCAGCCAGCCACUAAUAACCCAUGUAACAGGGGUGGGGAUAUGAGGAAUUUGGACAGGGUUGAAUAAGUAUAUACCAAAUCUCUACUUUGUACCUAGUACUCUGCUCAUAGGUUUAAACUCACGUUGCUGCUUUCAUGUAUAAUUUGUGGAGAAAAUAGACAGUGAGGGAAGAAUGGGAAGUUGCCAGAUCAGUGUACCAUCUUAUCAUGACGUCACGAGGGUUUUUCCUCAAUAAUGUUUUGAGCAGCUGGAAAAUAGUUUUAAUGUCUGGAAAAGACCAUCGAUAGGAGGAAAAUAGGGCAGUUUAAGAAAAUAGGGGAAUACCGGAAUUGGAGCAAUUCCUAGCUAGUGAUGGAGGCUGUGGCUCGCACUGGUAAUGGUGGAGGUGAGGCAGGGCGAGCGAGAGCCGCGUGUCCUGGAAGCUGGCCUGAGCUUGCUUCUCUGGAGGCGUCCGCCACUCCGACCUCAGCCAGUCAAAGUGAAUGGAUUAUUUCUGCGUGAGGCACAUUCCCCCUCUAUUGUUUAAAAAACGGAACGCAGGCAGUUGGUGAACAUGAUAAAAGAAUGCACUCUGAUCAACUCAAGGAACUAUGUUGUAGUUCUCCGUGCUGGGUGCAAAUGAAAAAGUGCUGAAUUCAAAACAGGAUGGAAAAAGAAGGCAAGAGAGGCCAACUCCAGAAAUUCUGACACAGGAAGACAGUUUGGGAUGUAAAAUCCAGGAAAGCGAUCCAUGUAACACCUCGGGACUCCUCAACGUGAAAACAGAAUGGAAGCGUUGCAUCCGUCUUAUUUUUGUGAGUUGAGAGACUAUUUCUCUCUCAUUUAUGUUUUUCAGUGAUGUUUUCCAUGUAUUUUAGAGAUACUCAUUCCCUAUUAUCUUGUGUUUGUAAAAAACAUUAAAAUUUUGAGCCUAUGUGCUCAUUACAGGGAAAAGAACACUCUUACCCGGCUGGAGUCUUUGGGUAGAAACAUUUCUAACCUUUCUAGAAUUUAGAUAGGGGAUGUUAACUCUAACCUUUCUAAAGCAAAUAUCUUUUAUUUCUACUUCAGGUAGAGGAAUAGUUCUAAACUUAAUAUUAUAUUCCCAGAUAAAAUCUUAAAAAUUUUAAGUGAGAAUUUAGUCUUUUAAAAAUGGUGGAGCAAAUCAUAAGGUUUCUGAUAUUUGGACGCCAUUCUCUUCCAAUCUUAAAGCGAUUCUAGGGUUCUUAAGAUUGUUUAUUUACAUGUCUGUUUUCUAUCCUUUCUUCCUUGAAAUUGUCACAUGAGUUACAAAACUCUAUUAAGUUUUGAAAGCUCCCUUAAGUUGGGAAACCUUUGCUAAAAGGGUACGUGUUGGGCCCAAGGUUACCCUGGGUUAAGACUUCUGGAGAUUAUAAAUCGGGAUUGAAAUUCCCAACUGCUAACAUGUUUGACAACUAGUUAUUCAUGUGGCAACUUCGCCAGUAGCCACAUAUCAUAUGGUAAAAUAAAUAGGACUUUAGUUCUUAAAUCGUUCAUAAAUUAUGAUCCUGAAAUCCAGGGCGUUCAGAUUUCAAAAGGGAUACUUUAUCAGUAUUUUCUUAUCUGGCCAAACAUAAGCUGACAUUGAUACAGGUCAGAAUGAGUAUACACUUUCUGUGUGUAUACUCUCGGUGUUGGAAAUAUACUAUAGGUUAUAGUAAAGUAUAGGUUUAUAUGGUCAUCCUCAUCAUCUUAGAUUUUUUUCUUUUCUGGACUCAGAAAUAAAAGCUUUCUCCAGGUGAUCACUUCUAUCCAGGAAGAACUUUCUGUGUAGAGUAGGGAGCUUCCCCCCGAAUGACCACAGGCUCCACAAGGAAGACCCUGUAAACACUACAUUUCUUGGAAGAACCACCGGCUUGUCCUUUCCUGAACCGCAGACAUGGUUCCACAGGCUUUAAAAUGGUUCUUUACACUUCAGAAGCUAUAUUUAAUGGAGGAAGGGGAGAAAGGUAGGGAAAGUUAAUGCCUCCUUUUCUCUUCUUCGUUAAAUUCGAAGUCUUUUGCUUUGGAAUGUCAGGCACUUCUCCCUAUUCACAUGCUCCUGGUGUCAUCCACGUAUUCAAGGCACCUGUGCCCUUUGCUCCCCUAAUUGACCACUUUCCUUCUGGUUGCCGCUGAUUUGGGGAGUGUGAGAUUUGUUGUUGACCGUGAAAGUAAGGCCACUGUAUAGACCUUAUACAGACAGAGACAGGAAUUCAGAGUAGGUCCAGUGGGCUUAGCACCUUCUUGUGAGUGAGCAUAAAGUAGCUGUUUGUGGAAGUCUCUUAGGAGACCAAAUAGAAUAUUAUGCCACUGGUAUUAAGGGAGUGUUUAUAAACUGAAAGGAACACAUACCAAUGUUUCUUGGGACACAAAGCAUUCAGAUCCUGAGUGGAUGCAGUCAUAAAGCCAAACACCAGCCAAAAUCCGGUCCCUCGGUCCACAUUUCACGGGGUUUGUUUAGUUAUGCCGUGUGGUUCAGUGCUUCAUAAGGAAGCUGAAGAUGAGCUGAGUUUCUUCUUCAGUAGAAAACAUGGAAACUACUAACAUGGAGUAUGUUUUGGGGGCAGUGCGGAAGCACAGAGAAUGAGAUGGUGCUGUUCAGAGGAAUCUGUUUCUUUUUCAGUUGAUCUUUAGAACUGUAGAAUAACCUAUAAUUUAGUUCCUCUUCAGUAAGAAGCUUGGGACACACCCAGCAAGAAGAAUCAGGAUCAAGCUCUUCCAAAAGAAACAGAAGAGGGUAGCGUUGCCAGCUGCCAGCACCUUUACCACCCCUCCCGCCAACACCCUAUCCGCUGUCCACCGUGGCUCCAAAGAUGCAUCAGCGUCGUGCCCACGCAGGUAGCAGCUUGCGAGUAGAAUCUCCAUGCUUCCUCAGGGGGAAAGGAGACAACGUGCUGGCUGUAAGAAUGUAGCUGGCUUUUGCUCAGAACCCUUACCUAACUUGACCACGUGCUCCCAGGGCAGUUCAAGCCUCUGAUGUGCAAAUACUCCAACAAACCUGGCUUCGGUUUGCAGCAUGUAGAGCUUGCAGGUGUGCCCCCAUAGCUAGACCCCAGGAUUAAAUCGACUUUCAAAAGGUGCUGGAUUGGAGUUUGUUCAGAUUUCUCAUUAACCACUAAUGUUAAUCCAUACCAAAGGCAAAGCAACUCUAAACCAGCUGAUGCUGUUAAUGUUCGUAUUUUAAGCCACUUCAAACACAGUGAAAGGGUUUCAGUGGGAGCUGAGUCUCAGAAGUAAAAAUCCAUAUGUUACAAUAGCUCUUUGAUGUAUCAGGUGUGGGAUGAUUCCUAGGGGACAUAUUUGAACAAGCAGAAUUAAGAGUUAGCAAAAGUGCUGCAUUGCUUUGAUUCACAUGUUUAAAGACCUAAAUUUCUACGUGCAAGGAAUAAAGGGGCCCAUUCACCAGGGUAAGUCACGACAUAGGCUACCAAAGUGUUUUCUAUUUGCUAGGAGAACGAAGCUGUCGUAGCACAUAAUAAUUGCUCAGAGAAGGUUGAGAAAGAGGAAAAUUUGGAUUUUGAGACGGGAUGUCCUAUUUAUUAUUCAAUGCCAAGAUCUUAAAAUGUUCAGCGUGGUGUGUCUUACAAGCCAGCAGUGAGGUGCCCGUAACAGCCUGGAGAUGCUGUGAGUUUGCAGAUCUUUCUGCUGGGUCCUGGGAAUCGGAGCUCUGUUCCCUGUGCAUGGUGCAUAAUUGAAUCCAAGAGGACACAGAACAGACACGUGGGGGAUUACUUCUGCAGCCUUGUCUUCUGGGCCAUAUUAUUCACUGAUAAUUUACUAUAUAGGACUACCGAACAAUACACACCCACCACGAGUCUGGUAGAAAAGUAAAAGUAAAAGCUGACAACUACAUACAGUUUAUUAUUCUAAUGUAAGUAGAACUAUCUGCAUAUAAUGUGAUUUAAUUUAUUGUUGUUUUGUGUAGAAAACGAGAAUUAAUGACUGUGGAUAUAACCCCUGUUUUGUAUAAUAUAUUUUAUUUCUGGUGCAAAUUGGUCAUUUAAGAUAUCUGCAUUUGGUGUUUGGAUAUAAAUGUGUAUGUGCUCUUGUAAAUGUUUCUGUUAAGCAAGAAUGCCACAUGCUCACAGUAUAACGUGUUCUCAUUAAAAAAAUACAUCCCACAGAAA
Kogia breviceps (pygmy sperm whale) is the source of this 7940-nucleotide messenger RNA. RefSeq names its product natriuretic peptide receptor 3 (gene NPR3). Gene Ontology annotation, molecular function: natriuretic peptide receptor activity; peptide hormone binding. Gene Ontology annotation, cellular component: membrane. Gene Ontology annotation, biological process: signal transduction. The record is from RefSeq and is a predicted model, not a curated record. Lineage: Eukaryota; Metazoa; Chordata; Mammalia; Artiodactyla; Physeteridae.